Messenger RNA from Hypoxylon trugodes, 1886 nucleotides. Its product is annotated as FMN-linked oxidoreductase. NCBI's taxonomy places the organism in Eukaryota, Fungi, Ascomycota, Sordariomycetes, Xylariales, Hypoxylaceae. Bases 277 to 1506 code for a protein of 409 amino acids. Gene Ontology annotation, molecular function: FMN binding; oxidoreductase activity. The transcript is spliced from 4 exons. The record is from RefSeq and is a predicted model, not a curated record.
GCUUUUCCUACGUUACUUCAAUUUUGGAAUGCCCACUAUAUAAUCAGAUUUUAAUUCGGGACGGUACGAAACGAGGAUGUAACAAUCCCCGCUGCAGCUUUUCUACAUAGGCAAAUAUAGAGUGCUGACGUUCCCGCGGCUAUUCCACGUGGUUUACGGCGAUACCGUCCUAUACCCGAGCUCGGUAGUUUGAAAUCACGUUCCAACUAUACUUCACACACCACUCUUUGUAGCGAGAGUAUACAGGGCCAAUACUUGACAUCCAACAUCUCAGAAAUGGCUACUGAUAACUCACAAUCGAAACUAUUCCAGCCUUUAGCCAUAGCUAAUGGCAAUAUCACUCUAAAGCAUCGUGUUAUACUUGCUCCAUUGACGCGAAAUCGCGGGACACCAAAUUCCCAUUCUACCCCGGAGAACCCGAAUCGAAUAUGGGUACCUAACGAUCUCUUGGUUGAGCAUUAUUCCCAAAGGGCUACAGAUGGCGGUCUCUUGAUAACAGAAGCUAUCCCCCCUUCUCUUGAGGGAAAUGGUAUGCCUGGUGUACCAGGUCUUUUCAUACCGGAACAAGCAGAAGGGUGGAAAAGAGUAGUUGACGCUGUUCACGCUAAAGGGGCAUAUAUCUAUGCGCAAUUAUGGCAUUCUGGCAGAUCAAAUAUUCCUCAUAUGACAGGUACUCCAAUUCUCGCUCCAUCUAGUGUACCAUGGGAAGAUCCGAAUGAAUAUUUUAAACAUCCCCCACACCAUACAACAACACGGGUCAAAUUCGCAGAUUACCCACCCUCAGAGAUGACCAUCGCCCAAAUAAAAAGCACAAUCCAAGACUACUGCAAGGCCGCCAAACUAGCCAUAGACACCGGCUUCGACGGCGUCGAAAUCCACGGCGCGAACGGGUACCUCCCGGAACAAUUCCUGAGUUCUAACGUCAACCGCCGGACAGACGAGUACGGGGGUACUCCCGAGAAACGUUGCAAAUUCAUGCUAGAACUAAUGUACGAGCUCUCUAAAACCAUCGGUGAAGAGAAUCUCGCGAUCCGCUUGUCGCCAUUUGGGUUAUUCAACCAGAUCCGCAGUAUCCAGCGUCUGGAAACAUGGAGUCAUCUCUGCCGCGAGUUAAAAGCAAACCAUCCCAAGUUAUCCUACGUCAGUUUCAUCGAGCCGCGGUACGAGCAAUUAUUCUCCGAAACCGAGAAACAAAGCUUUCUCGAUUCAUGGGGACUCCCCGACGUCGACCUCUCCCUCUUCCGCAAGAUUUUCGGCGACACGCCGUUCUUUUCCGCCGGAGGGUUUAAUGAUACAAACUCAUGGGGAGUGCUGGAAAGAGGCGAUUAUGAUGCUUUGGUGUACGGUCGCUAUUUCAUUAGCAACCCGGAUCUAGUUGAGAAGCUCCGGAAUGGGUGGCCGCUUACGCAUUAUAAGCGCGCGCUUUUCUAUGGGCCGCUUGAGGAUAAUAGUGUUGGAUAUGUUGAUUAUCCUUUUUAUGAGGGGGAUGUGAAGGCUGAAUUGUAGAUAAUUUCUACGAGCUGGUUCUUUGUGGCAUAUAUUGCAUCAAAAGUGUCGUCACGCGCUUUCGACGAUGGAAUUGAGUCAUUUUAGAGUAGCUUUUCGUGCAAUGAACCAAGCAUAAAAUUUGAUCGUUACGGCUAUAAUUGCCAUGAAGAUCACGAUAGAACCCCAUAAGUUAUUUUCGGAGAGCCAAUGAAGGGCAAUAGGCUAGAUACAUCGAGGGGACACUGAUCAAACAACAAUUCCGAGAAGAUAUCAUCAUUCUCGCCUUUCCAUAUACAUCGUCUGACCACCAGAGCACGAUAUCAAAGAAGGAUUUAUAAGCAACGUAGUCAUGAAGUUGAAUUGAAGUUGAUAUAGACGGAGUCUAGAAGCCCCGCAUC